This is a messenger RNA of Paramuricea clavata, 897 nucleotides long. Lineage: Eukaryota; Metazoa; Cnidaria; Anthozoa; Malacalcyonacea; Plexauridae. The record is from the annotation of a GenBank genome assembly.
AUGGCUCCGAAGAAUUGUAAAAGAAUAAUACCUGAAACAAAAUCAAUUCCUUGGGUGGUUUACAUCAGGCCGCUUAUAGAUAUAAGCGGCCUGAUUUACACCGUCUUGGUUACCACUUGUUUGAUUAUCAUCGUAAUCGGCAGUUGUUUCAGAGGGGAAUUGCGGGAAACCAUCGUUGUACCUACAAACGACGUCGAACCUCCGCAAAGCGUCAAACCAGCAGUCGCAACAAGACGUGUUGAAAACAGUGCGUUCAAGGAUGAAGCCAAAGUGGUUACGAAAUCUGAUGACAUAUCUGCUUUCAUGACUGAGUAUUUUUCGAAUUCUGCCAGUCUCUCUGAUCAACACAAAAUAACUAAACACAAUGUCGAAACAAGACGUGUUGAAAACAACGUGUUCAAUGAUGAAGUCAAAGUGGUUACGGAAUCUGAUGACAUAUAUUCUGCUCUCAUGACUGAGUAUUCUUUGAAUUCUGCCAGCCUCUCUGAUCAACCCAAAAUAACCAAACACAAUGUCGAAACAAGACGUGUUGAAAACAACGUGUUCAAUGAUGAAGUCAAAGUGGUUACGGAAUCUGGUUACAAACCCGAUAUAUUGAACUAUCAGAGGAGAAAAAUACCCCAUUUUUUCCGUAAGCGAGGAUCACAAACCAAAACCAGACCUGGUGAAAACAGCGCGUCCAAGUAUGUGGCCAAAGCGGUUAGAGAAUCCCAUCUCAAAGUUACUGAACCUGAUCCAAAACAAGACAUCAUAUCUGAUCUGAAACUUGGUGUUGAGAUAUUUGGCCCGGUUAUGAAUUCCAGUGGCGAAGCAGUUUCUGAACCGAUUUUUGGAACUAAAUUUGACAUGGAACAUUUUGCUCAUGAUACUGAAAGAAAAACCGAACUAAAAGUCUAA